Molecule: messenger RNA, 2996 nt
Organism: Peromyscus eremicus (cactus mouse)
Lineage: Eukaryota; Metazoa; Chordata; Mammalia; Rodentia; Cricetidae
Product: NXPE family member 4
Exons: 11
Coding region: 889-2520 (543 amino acids)
Source: RefSeq, a predicted model, not a curated record
UCUCACUCAUAAUUAUCUCAAAUAUCACUUCCACCAAAACAGUUUUAUUAAAGGUUGUUUCCUCCUGAGAUCUCAUCAUCUAGACUACAGGUUCUCAGCAAAAGAUGAGAGGACCUGACACUUGACAGUCAUCAGGUGAGGAGCCAAUAGAAAUCUACAGCAUCAUGAACUUCUAGGGCAUGGUCCUGAAAUGUGUGUCCUUGGUCUGAAUGUUAUCUGACUCACUGCAGUGUGGACCCAUAGGAAGGUGACCAUUGAACUUUGCAAGACAAGAUGGUCCUUCAAGUUCCUGCUUCACAGAGGAGACUGCCAAAUAUUCUACAGGACACAGAAAGAAGUGACUGAGAGACUCUAGGCCUGUAGGCUGAAGAAUGGAUGCCCCAACAUUACAGAAGAACUUUGGGUGACUGUCCAGGUAGCCAGCUGUCUCUGUCAUUCUAGAUUUUUGCAAGUUGCUUACAAUGCUCUUCCUGUUUACUUAGGACCGAGGGGCCAUGGGAGCCUGGCGGGACCAGCAGAAAAACUUCAGCUACACUUUAUACAUUUGAAAAUCUGCCUAAAAUUUCUGAAAGAGAGCUAACAGUCUUCUCCCCGGACUCCCAGCAUUUCUGUAUUAGUUGUUGCUGCUGUGAUGAAAUGCUUACCACCAAGAACUCAAAGGCCAAAAAUUAGAUGGUGAAAGCAGGAAGAUCUACGUGAGACUCUACCAAAAAACAGCAAGGAGAAGUGGAGGUUGGUGAUGUAUUCAAACACACACAAGCUCUUAUAAAGGGAAGGCCAUACAGUGGUAGCACCCUACCAGCCACAGAAGGAGCCUCCCCACCAAGCUCAUCCAGUUCUUAGAAAUGAGACCAGACCAGGCCUUUAUGUUAAAGGACAAUUCGAACCAUGAAAACGAUGACCAGUCGUAAGUCACUGUGGGUGCUGCUGUUCAUAGUUAUCUUCUGGGUCUCGUUUACAGUUUUCAGAAACCCAUCGAAGGUACGGAUUCAGUUCAAGUUGCCUGUGUCCUUCAGUCGCUGGAAUUUGGCCACAACAUCCUCAUGCCCUACAGUGCCUCUGAACCUACCGAUUUCACCAAAAGAGACAGAGCUGAGAGUCAAGGAGGUCCUAGAGAAACUAGACAAAUGGAUCCCGCCCAGGCCUUUUACCCAUCUCAACAACACCACCAGCGCCACACACAGCACAGCCACCAUCCUCAACCCUCGAGACACACACUGCAUGGGGGAAAAACUGGAUGUGCUGGUGGAAGCCAGGGACCACCUGGGACGCAGGAAGGAGUAUGGUGGAGACUUCCUGAGGGCCAGGAUGUCCUCCCCAGCCCUGAAGGCAGGAGCUUCUGGAAAGGUGACAGACUUCAACAAUGGCACCUACCUUGUCAGCUUCACUCUGUUCUGGGAAGGCCCAGUCUCCCUGUCUAUCCUGCUCAUCCAUCCCAGUGAAGGAGUGUCAGCUCUCUGGAGAGCAAGGAAACAGGGCUACGACAGAAUCAUCUUCACUGGCUGGUAUGUAAAUGGAACCUCUCAGGUCCACUCUGAGUGUGCCUUGAUUCUAAACUCAAGUGUCGAGCUGUGCCAAUAUCUGGACACCCAGGACCAAGAAGCGUUCUACUGUGUGAAGCCUCCAAAUGUACCCUGUGGGGCUCUUACCCACAUGCAUUCGAAGAACAAAGAAGUUUCCUAUCUUAGGCAGCAAGAGAGGAGCCUCUUUGAAAGGUCAAAUAUAGGUGUGGAGAUUAUGGGAAAAUCCAAUGUGAUUAGUGUCUCCAAAUGCAACAAAGAAGCUGUUCCAGCAAAAGGGAGAUGCAAGCUCGGGAAGGCAUCUGCAAUCCCCAGUGGGCACGUCUGGAAAAACACCUGGACUCCAGCCUCCUGUAGUUUGGCUCCGAUCAAAAUGAAAGAAUGCCUGAGAGGAAAAUUCAUCCAUCUGAUGGGUGAUUCCACAAUCCGCCAGUGGAUGGAAUACUUCAAAAGCAGUAUCAAGACACUGAGGUCUGUGGAUCUGCAUGAGACUGGAAAACUGCAACACCAACUCGCUGUGGACUUGGAUGAAAACAUCAACAUCCAGUGGACAAAACAUGGUUACCCCCUUAUUGGGUCAUUGGUCUACUCUGUCAAAGAGAUGGAGUACAUUGCACGGAUAAUUGACAGAACUGGAGGAGAGAAAAACACAGUCAUUGCCAUUUCUCUGGGUCAGCAUUUCAGACCUUUCCCCAUUGACCUUUUCAUCCGAAGGGCCCUCAAUGUCCACAAAGCUCUUCAGCGUCUUCUCCUGAGAAGCCCAGACACUAUGGUUGUCCUCAAAUCAGAAAACAUCAGGGAGAUGAGCAGUGAUGUGGAAAGAUUUAGUGACUUCCAUGGUUACACCCAGUACCUUGCCUUAAAAGAUAUUUUCCAGGAUCUCAAUGUGGGUGUCAUUGAUGCCUGGGAUAUGACAAUUGCAUAUGGCACAAAUGAUGUCCAUCCACCACAGCAUGUGGUUGGAAGUCAAAUUAAUAUAUUCUUAAAUUAUAUUUGCUAGCAAACACAUAACUCUGAAAGUUACUCAUUGAAUUUCAAAGAUGCAGUGAAUUCUGCUGGAGUGUCAGGUACCAGGAUGUCCAAGUAGUCCAAGGAGUUAGUCUGCACUGUGGUCCAUGUGAUCCACCCAGUUCAGCCUGACAAGGCCCUAGACUGGGCUUCUGCUUCAAACUGAAGCUCAAAAGAAUCAAUGAAUGGUCCUCCCUUUUUUGAUCAGGUCCUCUCUUUUCUGAUCAGAGCCAACCUGUUCUGUAUCAAUUGGAAGUUAGGAUUCCCUUGGCUGAGACCUUCUCCCUGUUGCUGUGAGUCCAGGAAAAUUAAGUAAUUUUGUAUAACAUUUUUAAAGGUCUUUGAUUCAAUUUGUAAAUAUUUUUGUGGAGACUUUUUACAUCCAUGUUCAUCAGGGAAAUUGUUCUGUACUUUUUUCUUGGUUGUGUCUCAAAGUUUGACAUCGGGACAAUACAGACUUUAGAGAAA